UCUAAAUUCUACGUCUCUUCAAUUUUUUCUCAAAGAAAUAUUAUUCUUCCAGUCACUUUUUAUCACUAUGGAAGCAUCAUCUAACAACACCUAAAGCAUUGGGUAUUCUUCUUCAUCAAUAUCGCUCUAAUUGCUUUCAUUCUUGACAACAUCGUCUUUGUCACUUUCGUUCUCGCCACGCUUUCGGUUACACUGUAUUUGCUGCUUUCGUUUUCUCAACGCUUUCGACAACACCGUCUUUGUUGCUUUCAUUCUCUCCACGCUCUCGGUUUUUAGGGGUAGAAGAUGAGUAACAAUGAUCAUGAUAAACCUAACCAAGGUUGUGUGCAUUUGUUGAUACAUUUUGAUGGAGAAGUGAGCAUGCCAAUUUUGAAUGUUGAUCCUGACCGAUACUCUUACUUUGAUUUGGUUGAUGACAUUAACGAGUUGGCUACUGAUGUUCGAUACAAGGAUGCAGGUUUGUCAAUAGCUCUUUCUUUUUCUCAUCCUUGUAGUGAGUCAAGAAAUCCCAUUAAAACCGAUUCAGAUGUUCUUGACAUGUUUAAGCUAAACAACAUGUGUAGUUGUAUCCAUGUGUAUGCUACAUUAUUAAAUCAUGAAGAAACCAAAGCUCUUAGACAGGUUGAUGCAGUUAUUAGUGAGUCUGAUGUUGAAUGGGUUGGUGAUGAAAUUGAACAAAAAGAAAGUGAAGAAACUGAUUCAAGUUUUAGCGACAUAAAUGAAGAAUGGAAAAAUGAAAUCAAUAUUGAUGAGCUUAGUGAUUAUGAAGAAAAACAUGAUAUUAUUGUUACUGAUCAAAACUCAGAUGAGGAUAAGAUGCCAAUUUAUUUUGAUAGAGGUAUGAAAGGAAGAAUAUUUGAAUCUCUUGAUGAUGAAAAAGUUGAACUAGAAUUUGGUUUGUUGUUUGUUGAUGUGAAUGAGUUUAGAACUGCACUUAGAGAUUUUGUUAUACAAGAGGGAUUUGAGAUUAAGAGGAUUAAAAAUGAAAAGUCAAGGGUAACCGCUAUAUGUGCUGCAGAUGGUUGUUGUUGGUGCAUUCAUGCCUCUCCUACACCGGAUGGAAAAACAUUUAAGAUAAAGACAUACAAACCUAUUCAUUCUUGCAUACGAACGUCAAAAAAUUCAAAUGCUACAUCUACUUGGAUUGCAAAGAAGUUAGAAAGCAAGAUAAAAGCUGACCCGAAUAUUAGUUAUGCAAGUAUGAAACAAGAAUUGUUAGAUGGCUAUGGAAUAGAACCGAGCAAUGUAGCUCAACUUUAUCGUGCAAGAAAAAGGGUUAGGCAAGACACUAAAGGGGUUCACGCACUUUCAUACAAUGACUUGCCAGUUUGGGCCAAUCUUGCUUUGGAGAUAAAUCCUGGAUCUAUAAUAAAACUACAAUUGGAACCCAAAAUCAACAAAAACCCAGAGUUUAAAAGGUUUUUUGUUUGCCUAAAUGCAAUGAAAAAUGGUUUUGUGAGAGGUUGCAGACCAUGGUUUGGCAUUGAUGGGUGUCAUCUAAAAGGACCAUACGGGGGAGUCUUACUGUCAGCUGUGGCAGUUGAUGGAAACAAAGGCAUGUUUCCAAUUGCAUUUUCUAUUGUGGAAGUUGAAUGUAAAGACUCUUGGAAGUUUUUUUUGUCUUUAUUGAGUGAUGCUUUAAGAUUUGUUCCUGAAUGGCAAGAUAAACCUGUGACAAUCAUGUCUGAUAUGCAAAAGGGACUGCGAAAUGCGGUUGCAGAAACUUUUCCUUACGCCAAACACCAGUAACAAUUAUCCUUUAUAUUUUAUAUAUUUUAUUUUUAAAUUUUGUACUAAUUAUUCUUUUAUCAUUUUUAUAGGUAUUGUUGUAAUCAUUUGUUAAACAAUUUCAAACUGAAUUUCAAAACAUUGCUUCUUAGUACACAAUUUUGGGUUGUUGCAAUGGCAUAUAAUGAGUUUUUGUUUAACAAAGCCAUGGACAAACUUAGGAAAGUUAGUAAUGAGGCAGCAAAUUGGUUGCUAGAUCCUGAAAGGCCUAAGAGCAUGUGGGCAAGACAUACCAUUGACUCUGAAUGCAAAUCUGAUCACGUAACAAAUAAUAUUUCAGAGUCCUUUAAUAGUUGGUUGGGUGAUGACAGAAAAAAGACAAUUUUGUCAAUGAUUGAGUCAAUGGCUUGUAGGUUGAUGGCUAGAUUUCAAACAAGGUUUGAAAAAGGAUGUGGUUUUGAGAAUAUUAUAACACCUAAGAUUAGAAAGGUGCUUGAUACUACAAUGCAAGAUGGAAGAAUGUGUAAGCUUACAUAUGCCGGUAAUGACGAGUUUCAAGUGAAAGAUGGAUAUACCACCUUCGUGGUGAACUUGAGAUCUAGAACAUGUGGUUGUGAUUAUUGGAGGGUGUCUGGUUUACCAUGUAAACAUGCAUGUGCUUGCAUUUCGUACAAGAGAGAAAAUGUAGAACUAUUUGCUGAUAACGCGUAUACUACAAAAGUCUAUUGUUUAUGUUAUAAAGAGAUUAUACAUCCCAUGCCUGAGUUAGAUAUAAAAAAUAGAGGUAGCUAUGAGAAUAUUGAUCCUCCUGCCUUGAGGAGACUUCCAGGUCGACCAAGAAUUAAUCGAAAGAGAAGUGUUAUCGAAGGUCGAGGUGGUCCUCAAGAUGCAAGAAGAUCAAAUACAAUUAGAUGUGGAAAUUGUAAGGAAUUUGGACACAAUAUAUUGGGCUGUCAAAGAGAUAAAACUAACAAACAG
Molecule: messenger RNA, 2706 nt
Organism: Vicia villosa (hairy vetch)
Lineage: Eukaryota; Viridiplantae; Streptophyta; Magnoliopsida; Fabales; Fabaceae
Exons: 3
Coding region: 286-1749 (487 amino acids)
Source: RefSeq, a predicted model, not a curated record